GUCCAGGUGGCUGCGUGGGGCCAGGAAGCUGAAGGAGACAUGAGGCCGAGUGCAGCCCUGGGAGAUGGGUGGAAGCCAUUAUCUACUGAUGGACCGGGUGUCUCAGAUUCUUCAAGAUCAUAGUCAUAAUGUCACCAUGCUCCACCAGAGAGGAGAUUCUUUUAUAUCAGAUUUUAAAGAGGAGGAAAAAUCAUACCAAGUUAUGAGUUGGCUUCUGCCCGAAGAUCAUCAAAAAGAACUUAAUAAGCAUUUCAAUUUCUUUAUAGAAGAAGCUUUCAAUGGCAGAGCAAUAUAUGAAAACUUUUUAAAGUUCAUGGAACAACUGGGAUUUCAGUGCAGUCAUUUGCUAAGCAGAAGGGAUAUCAUGGAUUCCUUACAAAAUGAGAACUUUGACCUGGUGAUUGUUGACAGUUUUGACUACUGCCAUUUCCUGAUUGCUGAGAAGCUUGGCAAGCCAUUUGUGUCCGUUCUUACUGCCUCAUUUGCCAAUGUGGACUUUGGGCUCCCAAGCCCCUUGUCUUAUGUUCCAGUAUACAGUUCCUUGUUAACUGACCACAUGGACUUCUGGGGCCGAGUGAAGAACUUUCUCACUUUCUUUACUUUCUCAAGGAAGCAAUGGCAACUUCAGUCUACAUUUGACAACACCAUCAAGGAGCAUUUCCCAGAAGGCUCAAGGCCAGUCUUGUCUGAUCUCCUACUGAAAGCAGAGCUGUGGUUUGUUAACUCUGACUUUGCCUUUGAUUUUGCCCGGCCCCUACUUCCCAACACUGUUUAUGUUGGAGGCUUAAUGGCCAAACCCACUAAGCCAGUACCAGAAGACUUGGAGAACUUCAUUGCGAGGUUUGGGGACUCUGGUUUUGUCCUUGUGACUAUGGGAUCCAUGGUGGACAUCACUAGCUUCCAGGAAAUCCUUAAGGAGAUGAACAGUGCCUUUGGCCACCUCCGCCAAGGGAUGAUAUGGAAGUGUAAGCAUUCCCACUGGCCCAAAGAUGUCAAGGUGGCUGCAAAUGUGAAACUCGUGGACUGGAUUCCUCAGAGUGACCUCCUGGCUCACUCCAGCAUCCGUCUGUUUGUCACUCAUGGUGGGCAGAACAGCAUCAUGGAGGCCAUCCAGCAUGGGGUGCCCAUGGUGGGCAUCCCUGUUUUUGGAGACCAGCCAGAAAACAUGGUCCGAGUAGAAGCCAGAAAGUUUGGUGUCUCUAUUAAGUUAAAGGAGCUGAAAGCAGAGACAUUGGCUCUUAAGAUGGAACAAGUCAUAGAAGACAAGAGGUACAAGUCUGCAGCAGUGGCCGCCAGUGUCAUCAGACGCUCCCACCCCCUGACCCCUGCCCAGAGGCUGGUGGGCUGGAUCGACCACAUCCUGCAGACAGGGGGCGCCGCACACCUCAAGCCCUAUGCCUUCCAGCAGCCCUGGCAUGAGCAGUACCUGCUGGAUGUCUUCCUGUUCCUGCUGGGACUCACUCUGGGCACCGUGUGGCUUUGUGUGAAGCUGCUGGGCGUGGUGUCCAGGUGGCUGCGUGGGGCCAGGAAGCUGAAGGAGACAUGAAGCCAAGGACAGCACAGAGAGGGCUGCGUGUUGUCACAGACCAGUGGGUACGGAGCCUUAAAGUGGUAUAAGAAGGACAAAACCCACCUUCUUUAGUGUUGUGUAGAAAUGUGAU
Lemur catta (Ring-tailed lemur) is the source of this 1661-nucleotide messenger RNA. RefSeq names its product UDP-glucuronosyltransferase 3A2-like. Bases 65 to 1546 code for a protein of 493 amino acids. The record is from RefSeq and is a predicted model, not a curated record. Gene Ontology annotation, molecular function: UDP-glycosyltransferase activity. Lineage: Eukaryota; Metazoa; Chordata; Mammalia; Primates; Lemuridae. The transcript has 7 exons.